GGCAGCUGCAGCUCGGGUAGGGAAGGCGGCUGUCAGCGCCAUACGCCGACAAAGGGUGGCGAUGAGUCGGAAUGAGUCGAGGGGCGUGGUGGAGAUGUCGGCGUCGCUUCACCUGCAGAAGCGGUUGUAUAUGGUGGACUCCUUGCCCAUCCUUUGGAGAGUGGAGGGUCGUGUGGACACACGACGACCCAACACCCGCACCGAUACGACCUCUUCACCUGAAGGUAGACACACAUGCAGUCCCACACACCGGAAUACAGACAAUCAUACACGUGCCCCAUACGAGCUGACGAUAUAUCCAUCUCAUUUACUUGCCUUGGCCGUCGUCUUUGCGUUUCAGGAACGGCGACAUGACUGCCACUCGCCGCUUGGUGGUCUCCCGCAGAUGCUCCAGCCGCUCAGUGAGAGCCUCCAGACGCCGCUGGAAGCCAGCCAGCCUCUCCAGGGCAUCACUGAGCGCACUCGGAGCUCUCUCAGCAGCCGCGUCGCUCUCCUGUGCCACAUCCAUGACGACCAUUGAGCCAUCAUCAUCCCUCACAGGCGCGUCAAGGGCUAUCGGCUGCAUCGGCAGCUUGAACACAAACACCACUGAGGGGUCGUCUUCAUGCUGCUUCGGCACAUCCAGCUGAGGUGCCUCAGUUAUGGUCGGGGCGACGUGCUGGCUGCCCUUGCAGUGGUGCCAGCGUUGUCUGACGAGCUCGUUGAUGAAGAUCUCGACUGCAGGUGGAUGGAGGUCGAGAAAGGUGCGGCCGUCACUGUCACGAAGUAGAGCAUCAUGCCAGCGGCCUACAAUGCACCUAAAUGAUAUGACACGUCCACAGACCAAAACCAAUUGGAUGUUCAUCUGCUUUAGUGUUGCCUCUCUUACUUGUAGAAUAUUUCCGCGGCUAGCGUGCCCUUGAGCGAACGGAAGUACCUCCGCGGCACGACAAAGGCCUCCCCGCCAGCAUUGAUGUGCACACUCUCAUCUCCGCAAUCAGCCGCCUCGUCAAUCGCCCACCUCCCCCCUCUGCUUUGGAUCAGACCUCUGACCUCACUUUCCACUCCCUCUAUGGCCGCUCGGUAGCCAUCGAGCGCUCUCGAUGCUUCGUCAAAGAUCUCUCGCUCAGACAUGGUAUAUAGGGCAAACGAAAAGAGACGUCGAGGGAGGCUUUUGCAUUCCAGCACCCUGUGUGCCUUCCACGACGAGCGGUUUCAUGGAAUGUCCUAGGCGGCCUGAUGGCCAAGUCCCAUGUCUUUCACGCACAAUCAAACGAACGACACGCAAGAGGAAUCACCCACGCACGCUCCACAUGCAUUUGUGC
Vitrella brassicaformis is the source of this 1304-nucleotide messenger RNA. The record is from the annotation of a GenBank genome assembly. Lineage: Eukaryota; Vitrellaceae.